AUGUCUGACAACCAACAAAACAAGAAGAGAAGCAAAGAAGGUUGUGGAACUGUUGUUGCUGUUCAGAAUGCAGAUAAGAUAAUGAAAGAAAUGCAUGGGUCAUACAAAGCUCUACAAAAAAAUAGAUACAUAGCACCAACAUCCAGACUGUGGCCAGAUCAAGAAGUGGCAUGUUCCCCAAGCAAAAAUCAGUCAGCAUUACAGAGGAGACAUCACAUUCCUUUACCCUUCUUCCUGAAGACAGAGAAUGUGAGCUGUGGCUUUGACUUCAGCUUUCUGCUGCAGACCUCAUGCCCAGAAUCCAGCAUUUCAAAAUCACUUACGGAUAUCAGUGCUUUUGAGAUCAUAAAAGCACAAAUACAACAAAGCUUCAAUCUAACAAUGGUAAAAACCAGGAGCAAGAAAUCUGAGUUUCAUUUGCCACCAGUGACAUUUCAGCCUCUGAGAACAAUUCAUCUUGCUCCUUUGGAGGAUAAUAUAGUCAGUGAAAGCACCAACAUCAGAAAUAUGUUUAAUAUUAUGAACUCUGCUCCUCAGCCUGUAAAACCAGUUACUAAAUUGUAUGAGUAUCAGUUAGACAAUCUGUUGAAAAGGCACACUGAAAAGUCAACAGACCUGAUUGUGGCUACUAUUUCUGAGAAGUUCACUCCAGUGAAAGACCUGUAUUACUUCAGCAUGAGUAGCUGUUACAUGCACCCUAGCAACAAGAAAGAAGAAGUUCAAAGCAAGUUAAAAUGGAGGGAAGCUGAGGUAGCUACCAACACUGAAAAGAAUGACCAGAUGAAGUUUUCAGUGGCUUUUAAGAACAUAGGUCUUAGGACCCAAGCCAGUUUCUAUGAUGGUAAUCACACCUACUUCAGCUCGAGUAAUGCUCUUAUGAACUGUGGAAUAUUUCCAGCUCAGACAACAUUUACAGUGUCAAGCAACAGCAAUGCCUCAAGAGCUGGCAAUAAGGAAAGAGCAGGGAAUUGCUGUAGAACUGGUCUAGAAGAAGGAAAUGCUUCAGAGAUGAUACUGGAUUACAGACCACAGGAAAAUGCUGAGAGUACAGACUUUGUGCUUAACAAUCCUGAUUUAGAGCCUUUCUUUAAAAAUGAAGUGAUAGACCCCUGCAAUUCCUUAGGAGAUCAUUCUGUAGCUGCAGUAAUUCACAGAGUACAAGAUCCUUCUGGAAAACAGACAGAAAAUAAUGUUUGUCUCUCUGAAAAGGGAAAAGAAGCAAUGUCAGAAGGAACUUCAAAAGACCCAAAUGAGCUUGUACCUGUUGUUCAUGUUCCAUUCUCUGAACAGGAACCAGCUAGGCAACCACACAUUGCUAAACAACCUGCCACAAAAAAGAGUGUCACUUGUAGCUUGCCUCCUUAUGUUGCUCAGAGCUUCAACAUUCUUGCUCACAAAGAAAAUGAAAAAAGUAAAAUAAAGAAUAGAAAUAAAUAUUCAUCAAAAUCUAAAAUGAGUAGCAAGAUAAAGGUAUCUGAAGAGUUAAUUGUUUCUGAUGAGGUUGCCUCAAGGUGUGAUGCCAAAAGUCGGAUUUUUCCAUCUUUGGAACUGCCACAUGUGGUAUCUGAGACUUCCCUGAAGCACCAAAAAAAACCCCCUCAAGCAAACAAACACCAUUUUGCUCAGAGUGCUCAGAAACUUCAAAAACAAAGUUUCUCCUGCAGUUGCAAAAGUUCAGUUAUCUUAAGGAAACCUGCUACUCUGCUUUCUCUGCCACAUGCACAGUCUGCUUCAGAUGUUGUAGAUCUGAAAUACAGCGACAUGUUCGAGAAAAUAAAUUCAAAUGAUGAAGGCCCAGGCAUUUAUGAAAUGUUUGGAACUCCUGUCUAUUCCCACAUGCGUGAGCUUGAUCGACACGAGAGCAGAUUUUAUAGAGAUGUUUGUUCUGCUCCAUCUGGGAGAUGCAGUUCUAGGGCCUGCAGAUCUACCUAUAGCAAAGGGAGAGAGAGCAGCCGAGUAAGAAGUACUCAAAAGAGAACAACACAUUCUAAGCCAAAGAAGACUAUACCUGGCACUAAACAAAAGCAGAAAGGUUUAAUUACAAAGGACAGAAGUACCAAGUUAAGUGAUGGCAACACAGAGCAAGAUCAUGUAAUAACUUCUGAUUCAGGCUUCCAGAUAAACACUUCACGGAGCAUGACAUCGUUUCACGAACAGACAGAUCGCCAACUCAUGUUUUUAGAAGCACUUUCACAAUCAACUGAGCAAAAUAAUUUUUUUUCAAAUUUCAACUUACCAACUAUUAAAGAAUUUUCUUUGGAGCAGUCUUUAGACAGUCAGGAUAUGGCCAGCAAUCAGAGAGCUGCUGCCUGUAGCCGGAGUCUUCUUCAUUUUGGUGAUGAAGAGUAUACAGAAUGCAUUGAUCUAAGUAGCAGUCUACUAACAACAGACCAGAACACUUGUGUACCUCUCUGCAGGGUGGAUGAGCUUGGCUGCAAAGGCUUGGAAUCAGACCAGACCUCCUUCCAGUCUCUACAUAAACAUCAAGCAUUGCCCUUUUCAGACAGACUGGAGUGUCAAACCCCUACAAAACAAUUAAAUCACAGUUGGGCACACACACCCCUGAACAGCAGUUUGGAGUUGACACAGCCUUCAGUGAUUCAAACAAUAAAUGUUACAAGCCCCAGUUUCCAGACAAGUCAACACAUUUUGUCCUGGGCAGAUAAUAAGGAUGUGACCGAUGAGUUGCUUUGUUGUCUGGCUGAAGAGUUGCUAAUGCUUGAAGAAAAAGACGUCAACUCUUCACCAAUAAAAAAUACAGGUUCUAAAAUGCAGAAUACCCAUACUAAAGAAGAAAAUACAAUUAAUGGAGAUGGAGCAGUAGUAAAUAGUGCUCUAGAGAAGAGUAACAGUAAAGCCUUUUUGGCAUCAAAUGAAGAAAGUGACCUGCAAAACUUUGAGGAAUCGACUAAAUUACCAGGAAGCUGUUUAGCUAACAAAGAUCCUAUCAUGUGGACAAGAGGUGAAGUCCUUGGAAAAGGAGCCCAUGGCACGGUGUACUGCGGUCUGACGAGCCAGGGGCAAUUAAUAGCUGUAAAACAGGUUGUUUUGGAUACAUCAGAUCAACUCACUACAGAAAAGGAGUAUCAGAAGUUUCACGAGGAAGUUGAUCUUUUGAAGACGUUGAAGCAUGACAACAUUGUAACUUACUUAGGAACUUGUCUGGAAGACAACAUUUUAAGCAUCUUCAUGGAGUUUGUUCCUGGUGGCUCCAUUUCCAGUAUUAUUAAUCGUUUUGGUCCAUUGCCAGAGGCUGUCCUUUGUAAAUACACAAAACAAAUUCUACAAGGGGUUGCAUAUUUGCAUGACAAUUGUGUGGUACAUAGAGAUAUCAAAGGCAAUAACGUUAUGCUGAUGCCAAAUGGUGUAGUCAAGCUAAUUGACUUUGGCUGUGCCAGGCGUCUGGCUUGGGUCAGCCUCAGUGGCACCCAGAGCGAGAUGCUCAAGUCUAUGCAUGGGACUCCCUACUGGAUGGCACCAGAAGUUAUAAAUGAAUCUGGAUAUGGAAGAAAAUCAGACAUCUGGAGCAUUGGCUGCACCGUAUUUGAGAUGGCAACAGGAAAACCACCACUGGCUUCCAUGGAUAGGAUAGCAGCCAUGUUCUAUAUUGGAGCCCACAGAGGACUGAUGCCUUCCCUGCCUGAUCAGUUCUCUAGCACUGCUGUGGAUUUUGUGCACGCCUGCUUAACCAGAGAUCAACACGAACGCCCUUCUGCUCUGCACUUGCUGGACCAUCCCUUUGUGAAAGGAAGACAGUGA
Molecule: messenger RNA, 3759 nt
Organism: Chaetura pelagica (chimney swift)
Lineage: Eukaryota; Metazoa; Chordata; Aves; Apodiformes; Apodidae
Gene: MAP3K19
Product: mitogen-activated protein kinase kinase kinase 19
Exons: 8
Coding region: 1-3759 (1252 amino acids)
Biological process (GO): protein phosphorylation
Molecular function (GO): protein kinase activity; ATP binding
Source: RefSeq, a predicted model, not a curated record